Volvox carteri f. nagariensis is the source of this 1342-nucleotide messenger RNA. RefSeq lists its product as uncharacterized. The transcript is spliced from 4 exons. Bases 35 to 799 code for a protein of 254 amino acids. NCBI's taxonomy places the organism in Eukaryota, Viridiplantae, Chlorophyta, Chlorophyceae, Chlamydomonadales, Volvocaceae. Gene Ontology annotation, cellular component: plastoglobule; chloroplast envelope; chloroplast thylakoid membrane. Gene Ontology annotation, biological process: photosynthesis, light harvesting in photosystem I; response to light stimulus. The record is from RefSeq and is a predicted model, not a curated record.
CUUGAAGAAUCUGUUCACAUCACGCUUAUCAGGAAUGGCUUUCGCUCUUGCUACCUCGCGCAAGGCUCUGUCUGUCGCUUGCAAGGCGACCGGCAAGAAGGCCGCUGCCAAGCCGGCUGCUCCCAAGAGUGCUGGCAUUGAGUGGUACGGCCCCAACCGUGCUAAGUGGCUCGGCCCCUACAGCGAGAAUGCCACCCCUGCCUACCUGACUGGCGAGUUCCCCGGCGACUACGGCUGGGACACUGCCGGCCUGUCUGCUGACCCGGAGACGUUCAAGCGCUACCGCGAGCUGGAGCUGAUCCAUGCGCGCUGGGCCAUGCUUGGCGCUCUGGGCUGCGUGACCCCCGAGCUGCUGUCCAAGAACGGCGUGCAGUUCGGUGAGGCUGUGUGGUUCAAGGCUGGCGCUCAGAUCUUCCAGGAGGGCGGCCUGGACUACCUAGGCAACCCGUCGCUGGUGCACGCUCAGAACAUCGUCGCGACGCUGGCGUGCCAGGUGAUCCUGAUGGGCCUGGUGGAGGGCUACCGUGUGAACGGCGGCCCGGCUGGCGAGGGCCUGGACCCGCUGUACCCCGGCGAGUCGUUCGACCCCCUGGGCCUGGCUGACGACCCGGACACCUUCGCCGAGCUCAAGGUCAAGGAGAUCAAGAACGGCCGCCUGGCCAUGUUCUCCAUGUUCGGCUUCUUCGUGCAGGCCAUUGUGACCGGCAAGGGGCCCAUUGAGAACCUGAACGACCAUCUGGCCAACCCGGCCGUCAACAACGCCUUCGCCUUCGCCACCAAGUUCACGCCCAGUGCGUAGAAGUGUACUUUCUGGCCGUUUGUGCGCCGCCGCCGCCGCUGCGGCUGUCGUUGCUCCAGGCCUGGCUCUAGAACACUACAGUAGUCGAAAUACAGCGUGAGCGGUGAUGAAACCAGCUUUUGUACAACUAUGCCAUACAACUAUGCCAUGCAGCCAGCCAGCCUGACAAUACGAGGAUCGUUAAUGUCUGCGCAUUCGCAAAAGAACUGAGGGAUUCACGCAUGCGUGUUCGUGUUGUGUGUGUGUGUGUGUUUCAUGUAUAUCUAUGAAGUGUAUCACCUGUGGAUAAUAAUUUUUUGGCGUGGAUUAAAGUAGUGAUUAGUAAGGGCAGAUGGAUCCGCUGCAUUUGACAUUCUCCAUGCGUUGCUGAGGGUCCAUUUUGAGGCUUAGUGAGCUGCUCGUCGGGUAAUCCGCGGUCUGGUGUAUACGAGUGGAAAACCAUCGGUUGCUUGUGGUGCAGGUGUCCUGCGGUUCUUACUGCGGAGUGAUUGCUUCGUUGGCUGUGCGGAACACGCACGCCCUUGUAACAUAUAUUUUGAGUCC